AUGGGUUCAGACCAAACGGAUCAGCUUAUGAUCAUGGAGGAACCUUCUGUUGAAGUUAUAACUGUGGUGGGAAAUGGCUUUAUAGCCAAAGGGAUCACAUUCGAAAACUAUGCCGGUCCAAGCAAACACCAAGCAGUGGCUUUUCGGUCGGGCUCAGACUUCUCAGCAUUCUUCCAGUGCAGCUUCAUAGGCUACCAAGACACUCUCUACGUCCACUCCCUCCGACAAUUCUACCGCGAUUGUGACAUAUAUGGAACCGUCGACUUCAUUUUUGGAAACGCCGCUGUUGUUUUCCAGAACUGCAAUUUAUACGCUCGCAAGCCAGACGAUAACCAAAAAAACAUUAUCACCGCUCAAGGAAGAGAUGACCCAUUUCAAACCACAGGGAUUUCAAUCAUAAGUUGCAAAAUUGCCGCUGCAUUGGAUUUAAUUCCUGUGCAAUCAUCGUUUAAAACAUACCUUGGCCGACCCUGGAAGCAGUAUUCGAGGACUGUUUAUCUUCUGUCGAAUAUCGGCGAUUUGGUUGACCCUGCCGGAUGGUUGGAAUGGUCCGGUAAUUUUGCAUUGUCGACGCUUUAUUACGGGGAGUACAAGAAUAAGGGUCCGGGUUCAAACACAAGUGACAGAGUGACCUGGCCAGGUUAUAAGGUUAUAAGCAAUUCCACUGAGGCUAGUCAGUUUAGUGUUGGGAAUUUUAUUUUGGGGGAUGAUUGGUUACCAACUUAUAACAUUUCGUACUCUCGCAAUUUGACUAGUUGAGUUGAGAGGUGAAUUGAUUAUGCUCAUUGAUUUAUUGGUAUUGUUAAUUUGUUGUAUGAUUGAAUGAAAUUGUAUUAUUCAAAAA
Camellia sinensis is the source of this 844-nucleotide messenger RNA. The record is from RefSeq and is a predicted model, not a curated record. NCBI's taxonomy places the organism in Eukaryota, Viridiplantae, Streptophyta, Magnoliopsida, Ericales, Theaceae.